Messenger RNA from Platichthys flesus (European flounder), 1767 nucleotides. Its product is annotated as plexin domain-containing protein 2-like. The record is from RefSeq and is a predicted model, not a curated record. The transcript has 14 exons. NCBI's taxonomy places the organism in Eukaryota, Metazoa, Chordata, Actinopteri, Pleuronectiformes, Pleuronectidae. Bases 1 to 1752 code for a protein of 583 amino acids.
AUGAUGAUGAGCGUGAAGAAGACUCUUCAUCUCAUCACAGGGCUCAUCCUCGUCUUCCAGUUUCAGUUCAGCUUCAAUAAGAUCAAAUCUGCCACUGGGGUCUACCGCAGUGACACGCAGGGGCUGCCUGCUCCAGAGGGACGGCUGCAUGUGAACAUCGGGAGUCACAGGGAGAGGAAAUGGGCGUCCAGGCCCCGGUCGGGGGCCCCUCGCUGGGCUGCAGACAAGAGGGGCCACUACAGAGACCAGCACCAAGCAGAGGAGUCAGAUCUCGACCUGAUGAUGGAGGAGAGACACGAGAACUCGACACAGAUUGUGGACACUGAUCACGCCUACUACACGUCGAAAAUCUACGGCCCUGGAGACCCGGCAGGUAAAGAGCUGUGGGUGAACAUCGAGGAGAUGGAGGAGGACGAGUGGAAGGUCCAUGGUUUCCUGUCCAACACCCACAGACAGACAGAGAGGGUGAAUCUUUCCUUCGACUUCCCUUUCUACGGACAAAUACUCAAAGAAGUCACCGUGACCACUGGAGGUUUCAUUUACACAGGAGAUCUAAUCCACCGGAUGCUCACAGCGACUCAGUACAUCGCUCCCCUGAUGGCCAACUUCGACCCAAGUCUUUCCAAAAACUCCUCCGUCUGUUACUUUGAUAACGGAACUGCACUGGUGGUUCAGUGGAACCGGAUUCAGCUCCAUGACUUGGCUCUGGGGACGUUCACCUUCCAGGCCGCUCUGCACAGCGACGGGCGGAUAGUCUUCGUAUACAAAGAGAUUCCUGUUGACAUCAGCCACAUCAGCACCGGGAAUCAUCCUGUGAAAGUGGGAUUAUCAGAUGCCUUUGUGGUGCUUCAUGAAAUAGAGCAUAUUCCCAAUGUCCGGCGGAGAACCAUCUUCGAGUAUCACAAGGUCGAUAUCCUCAAGUCCAAAAUCUGCAACUCUACAUCAGUGGAGAUGGUGCCGCUCCCGACGUGUCUCCAGUUCUCCAGCUGUGCUCCAUGCGUCACUUCUCAGAUUGGCUUUAACUGCAGCUGGUGCAGUCGGCUACAAAGAUGCUCCAGUGGUUUCGAUCGGAACCGGCAGGACUGGGUCGACCUCGGCUGCCCAGAGGAGAGGCGAGAUCCCCGUUGUCUCCGGAUAACAGGCGUCACAAACACCACAUCUCCCCACCUGACGCACACGACCACCCCGGUCCCAGUGAUCGCGGUGGAGCAGAGGACGUCCGGCGUGACCUCCGACCCCCUCAGCAGGACGCCCUCCCUCACCAGCCCCUCAACGCGCCGUAGCAGCACCAGCAGAAGAAUAAUGUCCACACCGCAGCCUCCCACCAGCAAACCUGCAGACGAUGAAACAAAGAUCUCGUUACACAUCAGUGAAGCGCCAGAUGAGGAGGAGGACACGGGAGAGGGAGACGAGCGGCUGCAGGUCGGCCUCCUGGCGGGCAUCGUCCUGAUGAUGGUCUUCAUGGCAGCAGCCGUCCUCCUGUCGCUGUACGUGUACAGUCACCCUACUUCCAGUGCCAGCCUCUUCUUCAUGGAGCGGCGGCCGACCCGCUGGCCCAUCAUGAAGUUCAGACGAGGGUCUGGUCACCCGUCCUACGCCGAGAUGGAGGCGCCCGGUCAGGACAAAGAGGGCUCGGUGGUCAUCGACCCCAAACAGUCGUUUGUGAUGUCGGACAGAAGAGAGAGCGAACAGAAGGAAGGAUUCAUAGUCCCUGAUCAGAGGGAGUGCUUCCUGAUCUCAGAGAGCUCCUGACCAACACUACACAUC